Molecule: messenger RNA, 228 nt
Organism: Fasciola hepatica (liver fluke)
Lineage: Eukaryota; Metazoa; Platyhelminthes; Trematoda; Plagiorchiida; Fasciolidae
Source: the annotation of a GenBank genome assembly
AUGUCGUACAAGACAAACAAGAUGAAACCCAUCAUAUUCUUGAUUGUGAUACUGUGCGUGCUGCACUCGCAGCAGGCAGAUGGGGCCCUAAUUUUACUGCUACCAAACCAGAGAACAAGAAAGGAGAGCCAGAAAACAAGGAAAGAGAAACCACGGCUACAGGAGGCACCUCGAGACUCACCAAUCACUUGGCUGUCCUUGAAUUCUCACUUAGGUGUCUUGGAUUGA